Messenger RNA from Drosophila grimshawi, 1806 nucleotides. RefSeq names its product dipeptidase 3. The transcript has 3 exons. The coding region runs from base 118 to 1473 and encodes 451 amino acids. Gene Ontology annotation, molecular function: metallodipeptidase activity. Gene Ontology annotation, biological process: proteolysis. The record is from RefSeq and is a predicted model, not a curated record. Lineage: Eukaryota; Metazoa; Arthropoda; Insecta; Diptera; Drosophilidae.
AAUAAGGUAAAGUUUUGCUGUGCUACAAGUAUAAAACUAUUGAGCUCUUGGCUGUUUUACUCAAUUUUUGGGAUUCAGUGGUUGCUCAAUUAGCUGUUGCACCAUUAAAAGGAUGCAAUGAACCCAGUGCCAAAUCGUGACUUUAUGGAGGUGCAUCCGCUGCAUCAGCAUCAGCCACAUUGCAAGCAGCAAUGUUUUGUAUUCACUGAAAUCGCCGAUAUCGAGCUACCCGCCGAGAUAACUAAAUUCGGUGGCGGCAAUGAGAAGUUGCGGUGCUCCAAUGGCGGCCUGCCGACAUACAAUUGCAAGAAGGACUCUUGCAGCGAGUCUUCCGUUGAGCGACCUGGACGAUCGCGAGGCCGCAAGAUUCUCAUAGGAGUCUGUUUGGUGUUGGUCUGUAUUGCGAUGGCUGGCGGAAUACCGUUGGCACUCCAAUUGCGUUCCUCGUCGCUGUUGGAGGCACGUUUGGCAUUCAUACGACGCCUGUUGACGGAAUCGCCGCUCAUCGAGGGCUCCUGGAAGCCGCCGAGUGACAUUAAAACCAAUAGCAGUGGCAUGGCUGAUAUACGGCAAAAUCAUAUUGGUGCCGUUCUGUGGCCCAUUGCUGUCCACUGUGGUGCUCAGUAUCUGGAUGCGGUGCAGCUUGUCCUCGAGGGCAUCGAUGAGGCGAAACGCAUCACGGCCGCCACGAACUCGAUGCACAUUGUUGAAUCGGCCGAUGAGAUGGAGCAGACCCACAUUCGCGGCGAGGUCGCCGUCCUAAUGGGCAUUGGUGGUGGUCAUGCAUUGGGCACCAGUUUAGCGGUUCUGCGUUCCAUCUAUCUACUGGGCGCUCGUUUCGUUUCAAUUGCGAGCCUGGAGUGCACAACACCUUGGGCUGCUGCAGCCAUACGGCGACGGGAUUACCUCAUCGAGGAAAAUGUGACCAAUUCUCUCAACGAAUUCGGCAAGACAAUGCUUUACGAAAUGAACCGCUUGGGCAUGUUGGUGGAGAUAUCGCAGCUUAGCGAGACCGCUAUGGUUAUAGCUCUGCGCACCGCCAAAGCACCUGUGCUCUUAAUGAAUGCCGCUCCAUUAUCCUUGUGCAAUGGCACCAAUGUCGCCUCCAUACCGGAUCAUGUGCUGAGCUUAUUGCCGGAAAAUGGUGGAGUUAUUUUGCUAAACUUGGAGCGCUGCGGUGAUCGGCCGAUUAGUGUACGGGAAGCGAUACUCGCCAUUAACUAUGUGCGGAAGGUGGCUGGUGUGGAUCACAUUGGAUUGGGUGGAGCACCCAAAAGCUAUGCGCUGCUGUUGGCCGAGCUAGCUCGAGAUAGGGUGUGGGGGAACGCAGCUAUCAAAAAGCUGGUUGGUGGAAAUGUUAUGCGGAUUCUGCGUGAAAUUGAAGCUCUCAAGAAUCGUUUGCCGUUAUAUGAGGAAUGGAUACCACAUGAAUCGAUCGAAAGCAACUCGUAUUGCCGUUAUCCAGAGUCGUAAAUUAACUACUUUAUUAUUAUUUUACGUUUUAAGCAGUAGCAUUUAUUUUUUGCGAUUGCUUGCUCAAGCUUUGAUAAAUAAAUCGCUCGAUUAUGUAGAUGAAAUCUUUCUAAAGACGAUCGUUUUGCGUUCUAGUUCAUUCUUAAUAAAACUUCAAAACUUCUAGUUAUUCUCUGUUAUCGAAAACUUGUAUCAAUAGCGAUAUCUGCGAUAUCGAUCACAGUUUCAUUAGUAUCAGCAGGCCACUGAAAUCAAAUCUUUAUAUGUAUGUAUUUAAUUCGCCAAACCCAGCAUGGAGAAAUCACAUAGUUACAAAAUAAAAUCAAUCUUAAA